Eriocheir sinensis (Chinese mitten crab) is the source of this 2271-nucleotide messenger RNA. Its product is annotated as transmembrane protein 65-like. The record is from RefSeq and is a predicted model, not a curated record. Gene Ontology annotation, cellular component: mitochondrion. NCBI's taxonomy places the organism in Eukaryota, Metazoa, Arthropoda, Malacostraca, Decapoda, Varunidae. The transcript has 6 exons. The coding region runs from base 45 to 929 and encodes 294 amino acids.
AGCAAGAGCAAGAGCAAGUGUCGGCUGCUGCUGGUUUGUUUACGAUGCUGCUGAGGCGGCGAUCCACGCUCUCCUUCUCUCACUUAUUGCGUAUCUCUCACAGUGGCGGCGGGGCUCCCACGCCUAACAUAAGCCCCUUUACUGCCAGAACAUAUGCUUUAACGAUACCUCGGAGCAAUAGUGUCAACGAGAGAGUUAGCCAAGAACGGGAGGCCGGCGGCUCGAGUGGUGAGGGUGGUGGGAGAGUGACCCCGUCAAGUGACCUGGCCCUGCGGCGCCUGGUGACCUCCCUGUCCCCGGAACAACAGGCUCUCCUCCUCACCGAGCUUCACCGAACACAGGCAGAAGUUGCUCGGAAAAAGGCUGAAGAAAAGCUUGCAUCCUGGCGUUGGAGGUCUCGGUUUGGUCGCCCCACAUCUUUGUACUCCCCUCAGCCAGACCCAACAGGCACCUAUUGUGCUAUCCCAGAAGAAUGGUUGAGGAAGAAGGCUGCUGAGAAAAACAAGAGCUCUAAACCGAGUGUGGCACAACUCCGACAGUUGGCUGUCCACAACGCUCUACCUUUCAUUGGCUUUGGCUUCCUCGAUAAUCUUGUCAUGAUAGUUGCUGGUGACUACAUUGACACCACCAUCGGCACUGGUCUGGGUAUCAGCACAAUGGCGGCAGCAGCAUUGGGCAACACAAUCAGUGACUUAGCAGGCAUUGGAUCUGCUUGGUACGUGGAGAAUAUUGCUGUUAAAAUUGGGAUCAAGGCGCCAGAGCUGAGUCCUGAGCAGUUGGAGAGCAUGUCAGCAAGGUGGUCAGCCAAUGUGGGUCGUGGUGCUGGAGUAGUGCUUGGAUGCCUCAUUGGAAUGUUCCCAUUACUCUUCCUUUCUGACCACGAGGAGGAAAAGAAGCUAAAAGUGGAGGACUCAUCUGUAUUGAAGUAAUAGUUUGGACAUAUACCUCUUGGUGUUGUUGGACAUAUGGUGCUCAAACUUCAUCUUUCCAGCUCUGUGAUGAUGUGCUGGUAGGGUUUUUCUCACCAGUUAAUUUGUCAAGUCUGUUGCUGUAUGUGUUUUAUUACUGUAGGCAACUAUAAUUGAGUUAUUUAGACGUAGUGUGCUUCUAUUGUUAUCAGUAUUUAGGCAUCUACAGAAAGAAAUAUUAAAGUCCAAAAUCUGCAGUCCAUACAGCUGAGGCAGUCAGGUUGGAAUGAUUUUUUAUUGGCAGACUAUAGAAAUGCACUACAUCAUAGUUACUGCUCCAGAAACCUUACUCUGGAGGGAAAAUAUUGUAUCUGCUUGAAUGGAAAUAUGUAAAAGUGUUUUCAUGUAACCAUUUCACAAAAUAUGGUUUAACAAGACAUAACAAAGUUUGCAUUUUCUGUGAAGGCAGUGCUGUGCAUGUUCUUGUAUACAUAAAUGUAUAUUACUAUUGUAAAAAAAUCACUCAUGUAUUUAGUGUUAAUGUGUUGAUGUUGCUGGGUAGAAUAAUAGCUUUUUUUUGGUGUAAAUGUGUACAGAGAUUAACGUAUAACUGUUUCAGAAGCCACAGCUUAGUUUGAACCACUCACUUGUUGUGCAGUUAUGUCAUCACAGUCAGUAUUAUCACCCACAUAUUUGAAUACAAGCUGAUGUCAUAUAAGGUCUUAACCCUUUCACUCCGGGGGACGUAUAUUCACGUCCUGGCCGCCAACUUUGGCCAACCGCUCCCGUUCGGUGGUCGUGUCUGUACGUCCUACUUGCUACGCGCCACAUAAGGGAGACGUGUAUAUAAGUCCGGUUUAAUUUUAGUAUGCCAUAGCAGGGAUACGUUUUCUGGGAGAUGGAUGGUUUUAGAGAAAACAAUAUGGGUAACAAAAUUAUACGGUAACAAAGAAGAAAUUCUGCUGUGAGAACUUUUGCAGUCUUUUGCAGGCAUAUCUUUAUCUCACACACACACACACAAAGGGAGGAGGGGGUUGAUAAGUUAGGCCUAUUUAUAUCUUCUGUUCCUCUUCCUUUGAGUUGAGUAGCCAUCACUCACCACCCCCUCGGCUCAAGGACGCGGCCUCCCCUCCCUGCCCCUCCUAUACAUCCAUCCCGCUGUCUCUAUUCUCUUCCUUCCUUCCUUCCUCCCUUCAGUGUGAGAGAGAGAGAGAGAGAGAGAGAGAGAGAGAGAGAGAGAGAGAGAGAGAGAGAGAGAGAGAGAGAGAGAGAGAGAGAGAAUGAAUGCUCACACUCUACUUAUCUCCCCCCCCCCCUCUCUCUCUCUUCGUCUCCUUUCGUAUUCCUUCGUGUGUGGGUGUGG